Messenger RNA from Polychytrium aggregatum, 1036 nucleotides. RefSeq lists its product as uncharacterized. The transcript has a single exon. Gene Ontology annotation, biological process: positive regulation of proton-transporting ATP synthase activity, rotational mechanism; regulation of mitochondrial ATP synthesis coupled proton transport; peptidyl-lysine trimethylation. Gene Ontology annotation, cellular component: mitochondrion. Lineage: Eukaryota; Fungi; Chytridiomycota; Chytridiomycetes; Polychytriales. Gene Ontology annotation, molecular function: protein-lysine N-methyltransferase activity. The coding region runs from base 124 to 975 and encodes 283 amino acids. The record is from RefSeq and is a predicted model, not a curated record.
UUUCUUUCUGGACCGACUGUAUUGAGUUCGGUUUGCCCCGCAAUCAGCUCAAGGGCCGCUGCUCGAUACUCUGCCGUCUUCAAUGUUCUUCGAGUUGUCAUUUGAUGGGAAUUGCUGGUGCUGAUGGCGGAUUGGAGCAGCGGGCAGCCAUCCCGACUGACUCUCGCCGACCGAGACGACACCGAGAGCGAUCUCUGUGCGUUUUCAGUUCCAGGCUCGAUCGUUUCGGCUGUUCUGCCUCUGGUCUGUGCAUCUCCGAACCGCAUUCCAAUAUCUCGGCCGCCUCGACUCAGUCCCAUGGCCACACCGCUGACGAACGAACCUUCGCACAGCGGAGCCACGGCUUUGACCCAGUGCAAAGACUUUCUGGACGUCUUUCCCGACACUUUCGAUCUCGAAGACUUGCGGCCUGCCGAGCUCGAUUCUCUGCCGUCGGCCUUUCGGGUCCUGGCCGAUCCGUUCCCGUUCGAGGACUCACGGGAGGGCCAGGAAGAAGCUCAGCUGGCACCGUUUUUGCCCUCGACCAAGAAGACCUGUCUAGACGCCUGUCUGCUCGCCGGUAUCGGCCCCGACGACGUCGUUCUCGACAUUGGCUGCGGCGACGGACGGGUGUGUAUCUGCGCUACCCAGCGCUUCGGAGCCCGUCUGGCGAUCGGCAUCGACUACGACCGGGAGCUGGUGGAGAUGGCCGUCCGGGUCUCUGGCGAGUGCGGCGUUGCCGACCGCACCGAGUUCCUGACCCAGGAUCUGGACUCGGCCGAGGCCGUCGAUGGGCUGCGGGAGCUGGUCCUCUCGCGGGGCAUCACCGCCGUAUUCAUGGUCCUUUGCGGUGAGAUGGAACGCCGGCCGUACUGGCAAGGCUUUCUGCGAGAGUUUUGUGUUGGACAGGGAUUGAAGAUUGUGGCCAUGAUCAUCGACAAGAACGAGCUCAUGGGCGCACCCAAGGCAACCUGUCCAGGCGCCUGGCUCUACUGAUUCGCCGAGACUUCCCCCCCCCGCAAUAAAGGCAAGCCCGACUCCUCGGGCAUAUCCGUGC